GUUGACGAUCGUGGGAGGGUUGGAAUACCGUGAAUACCGCGCUGUCCGCGUUGUCGUUUGAAAUCAAAGUUUAGUGUGUUUUUGCAGUUCGUCACGAUGCGUGGCUACGUGACGGCGUUGGUUUUGGUGGCGAUUGUGUCCGCGGCCAGUGCAACCUUUGGAUACGGAUUGCUGGGAGGAGGUGGAUAUGGUUACGAUGGCUAUGGUUCCCCAUGGAAUAACGGAGGAUAUGGAGGAGGAUAUGGUGGUUACGGAGGAUAUGGAGGAUAUGGCGGUUACGGCGGCUACGGUGGUUACGGAGGCUACGGUGGAGGAGGUUAUUAUCCUUAUGGGGGUGGUUAUGGAUACCCGGGCAAAUAUGGCGGUUAUGGAGGAUACGGAGGAUACGGAGGUGGGUACGGGGGAUAUGGCACGGGAUAUGGAGGAGGAUAUGGUGGUAUACGACCGUACUACCGCUGAAUGGACAAUCCGCGCUAGGCGAUAGGCUGGCUAGCCCUCACCAUCCGUCCGUUCGAAUGUGAUA
Messenger RNA from Anopheles bellator, 523 nucleotides. RefSeq names its product neuropeptide-like protein 31. The record is from RefSeq and is a predicted model, not a curated record. NCBI's taxonomy places the organism in Eukaryota, Metazoa, Arthropoda, Insecta, Diptera, Culicidae. Bases 97 to 459 code for a protein of 120 amino acids. The transcript is spliced from 5 exons.